AUGGUCGCAAGGCAACAGAUGCGGAUAAUCCUGAAGGCGUUUGACCACAAGAUGCUGGACCAGUCCAGCACCCAGAUUGUGGAAACCGCCGAAUUGACCGGCGCCCGAGUGGCGGGCCCGGUGCCACUGCCGACGCAGAUACGACGGUUCUGCGUGAUCAGAGGGCCCCACGUUGACAAGGAUUCUCGCGAGCACUUCGAGAUCCGGACGCACAAGCGGCUCCUGGACAUCAUGGAACCCACCAGCAAGACCAUCGACGCGCUGACCCGGCUGAACAUGCCGGCCGGAGUGGACAUUUCAAUCAAGCUCUAG
Molecule: messenger RNA, 312 nt
Organism: Geodia barretti
Lineage: Eukaryota; Metazoa; Porifera; Demospongiae; Tetractinellida; Geodiidae
Source: the annotation of a GenBank genome assembly